Ruditapes philippinarum (Manila clam) is the source of this 716-nucleotide messenger RNA. Its product is annotated as U6 snRNA-associated Sm-like protein LSm3. Gene Ontology annotation, cellular component: Lsm1-7-Pat1 complex; P-body; precatalytic spliceosome. Gene Ontology annotation, biological process: P-body assembly; mRNA splicing, via spliceosome. Bases 116 to 427 code for a protein of 103 amino acids. NCBI's taxonomy places the organism in Eukaryota, Metazoa, Mollusca, Bivalvia, Venerida, Veneridae. The transcript is spliced from 4 exons. Gene Ontology annotation, molecular function: RNA binding. The record is from RefSeq and is a predicted model, not a curated record.
GUUUUAUAUAGCAAAUUUCAACGAAAGCCUUUGAUUGAUUCAUAAUAACAUUUAGUGUAACUUGCUCUGUUGUAAUCAAAUUUUCACAACGUGCAAAUAAAAUAAGCACGCUAAAAUGGCGGACGAAACGGAACCGCAAGUACCUGCCCAGACAGUAGAAGAGCCAUUGGAUCUGAUCAGGCUGAGUUUAGAUGAGAGAAUCUAUGUAAAGAUGAGAAAUGACAGAGAACUUAGAGGCAGAUUACAUGCAUAUGAUCAACAUUUAAACAUGAUAAUGGGAGAUGUUGAAGAGACAGUUACCACAGUAGAGAUUGACGAGGAAACAUAUGAGGAAAUUUAUAAGUCAACAAAGAGGAACAUCCCUAUGUUGUUUGUUAGAGGUGAUGGUGUGAUACUUGUGUCACCCCCAAUGCGAACAGGAACAUAAACACAUCUCUUAUUAUGACAGGAACAUAAACAUUUUAGAACACUGUUACAUGAAGACACUUAUAUCAGAUUCUGUGAAAGUAAUUCAGUGUGGAAUAAGUUUAAUAACUUCAGUGGACAAGAGACACUCUACUCUUGUGAAAACAACCAACAAUUAAAAAUACUGUUCUUACUAGACUCAAAAAAUGUGUUUUAAGUGUAGUUUGAUGAUUCAUGAUGGAAAUUCUGUAAGAUAAUGUAUAGGGUAAUAAGUGAAAGGGAGUUAACUUGUACACAUUGUUCUUCCUCUA